Molecule: messenger RNA, 852 nt
Organism: Babjeviella inositovora NRRL Y-12698
Lineage: Eukaryota; Fungi; Ascomycota; Pichiomycetes; Serinales
Product: exosome non-catalytic core subunit
Exons: 1
Coding region: 1-852 (283 amino acids)
Biological process (GO): poly(A)-dependent snoRNA 3'-end processing; nuclear mRNA surveillance; U4 snRNA 3'-end processing
Cellular component (GO): cytoplasmic exosome (RNase complex); nuclear exosome (RNase complex); nucleolus
Source: RefSeq, a predicted model, not a curated record
AUGAACGUUCAGGAUAGAAGAAGGUUGUUGGGUCCACCGAAUGCCCGGCUGCUUGUGUUUGGCUCUCGCCAGCCGGAAACCGCUGACACCCAGACCGUGAAGCCAGCUGACGAGAUCAGACCCAUGUUCCUCAAGACUGGAUUGAUCACCAACGCUAACGGGUCCGCGUACUUGGAAGUUGAUAACACAAUCAUUUCCGUGUCUGUGUUUGGGCCGCGUCCUAUUAGAGGCUCUUUUAUUGACCGUGCGUCUUUUGCCGUGGAAUUCAAGUUCCUUCCGUACGUGUCGCAGCCGAUGGAGGCCAUCUUUGAGUGCCACAACGAGGCCAGCAAGGCUGCCGCCAGUUCCAACUUGAACGGGAGGUCCAGUCUUACCGGGAUCGAGCACAAAAUCUCCAGCUUCAUUGAAACCAGCUUGUUACCCAGUAUCUUGUUAGAAAAAUAUCCCAAGUCAUCUAUUGAUAUCUUCGUCACCGUCAUUGCCAACGACGCCCAGACGAAUUUGUUAAACUUGGCCAACUGGGCGGUCAACUGUUCGUCUUUGGCGUUGGUAGACUCCGGAAUUGAGUGCAAGGAUGUGGUUACCAGCGGACACGUGCGCUUGACUGCCAACGGCAACGCUAUUCUCGACCCAGCAAGCAACAGCGAGAGAAAGGCAGAGGGGGUUGCCGAGGCCGUUGUCAGUUUCAUGAACUACCAUAACAAUGAGAUUGUGGGAAUCUGGACCGAGAGUGAGGGCGCGUUGGACGAAACCAACUUGUCUAGUUUAAUCGAGCACAGCAAAAAGAUGUCCAGGCAGAUCCGUGCCGCCGUCAACAGCUACAUGCUUGAGUCCGUCCACAACGAUGAUUAG